CAGAGAGCCUCCAGCCCACCAAGCGGCGCCCUGAAGAUGGUUAUUAUUAUUUUCUUCUCCAGCGCCGGCUUCCUGUUUCAGGCGCAUGCUCCAGAGAACGUGUUCCCACCCAUCCCCGACCGCGUUUGGAAGUGAGAGUCGACUGCGUGCCGGUAUGAUGGGGGCCAGGGUAACCCGCGUGUUAACGAAUUUCAACCUGGAAAGCCGAGCGCACAGGGAAAUCAGCAAAGCCAAGACGGCGUCUGCCCCGCGCCACCCCAGCGCUACACCCGCGCAAGAUCGUGAGUUUGCCAGGACAGGCAGAGCCGCAUUGCGCGAUGAGCCCGAUUCUGACAGAUUCCAAAAUGAGAUUAAGAAAAAAGAUGAACACCUUCUCACACUAUUAAAGGAGGUCUAUGUUGAUUCAAAAGAUCCACCUAUGAAUGUAAAAAACAAAGGAGGAGGCCUUCCUUCUAAGCGAGAGGAACUCAGACUUACAAAAGUAAGCCAUCUUGCUCACCUGGAUAUUCAGACUGUUCCCAAAGGCAAAAUCUCAGUCACUGAAACCUUGACUCUACUCAGUAAUCAUCUUCACAAUCCACAGACCUGGACUGCAGAAAAAAUCGCAAAGGAAUACUCUUUAGAACUGAAGGAUGUGACUGCUCUCUUAACAUUCUUCAUUCCAUUUGCUAUGAAGAUCUUUCCUCAUCCAGACAAACGCCUAAAACACAGAUAAAAAUGCUUGCCAAACCUUGACUGACCUUGUUAGUUUAGUGUCUUCUGUGAACUACAUGUCUAAUUCUUUCUCUAAAUAGACACAUCCAAAACAAUCAAACGUGUCAUAUUUAAGCGAUACCUGUCUUUUCUCUCACUAUUGCAUUCACAAGCCAUCCUGGGAAUGCCAUUGUGAAGUGGGAGACAAAAUCUGCUAAGACAUGCUAAGUAUUCAAAAAAAUGUAAACAUGUUGACUGCAUGGGAAAUGAUCUGUUCAGAAGCAAUUGUCUUUUACCCAGACUCAGACAGCAAAAAUGCAUUAUCGCUGGACCUGAUCUUUUUUGGUCUGAGCUGUGCACCAGCUCUUUCCUUAAUCAUAUUCUGUAAAUAGUUAUAAUUAAAGCAAAGGAGAGUUGCAUUGUGUUUAUCUUCUGAGAAA
Molecule: messenger RNA, 1133 nt
Organism: Rhineura floridana
Lineage: Eukaryota; Metazoa; Chordata; Lepidosauria; Squamata; Rhineuridae
Gene: NDUFAF4
Product: NADH:ubiquinone oxidoreductase complex assembly factor 4
Exons: 3
Coding region: 86-715 (209 amino acids)
Biological process (GO): mitochondrial respiratory chain complex I assembly
Cellular component (GO): mitochondrion
Source: RefSeq, a predicted model, not a curated record